Molecule: messenger RNA, 324 nt
Organism: Trichomonas vaginalis G3
Lineage: Eukaryota; Parabasalia; Trichomonadida; Trichomonadidae
Product: protein of unknown function, DUF4106 family
Exons: 1
Coding region: 1-324 (107 amino acids)
Source: RefSeq, a predicted model, not a curated record
AUGCCAUAUGUGAAAGUAUGGACUCAUACAGGAGGUCAAAAAACUCAAUAUACAAAUGGAGACCGUUCAAACUUUUGGCUUGGCAUUCCAUUUGCUGACUCAGAAGACUUUAUGGGUGGUAUUUCAACUGUUGGUACAGUUCAAAUACAAUAUACUGGUGACAGAGACGGUCCAGAUGAAUUGAGAGCAAAGAAGUUUACAAAACCAAUAGCACUUUUCACGGAAGAUGCUCUUUUGAAGAUUCGUUCGAUGAAACCUGCUGGGGCUCCUCAGAUUGGCAUAACGACAGCUUCCAUCGAGCAGAUUUUGGCAGCAGGUCAGUAA